Molecule: messenger RNA, 1445 nt
Organism: Salvia miltiorrhiza (redroot sage)
Lineage: Eukaryota; Viridiplantae; Streptophyta; Magnoliopsida; Lamiales; Lamiaceae
Product: aspartic proteinase CDR1-like
Exons: 1
Coding region: 1-1302 (433 amino acids)
Cellular component (GO): extracellular region
Source: RefSeq, a predicted model, not a curated record
AUGGCGAUUUUCAUGUCAUUUCGUAGAGUUCUUUCCUUGUUCCUUUUAGCAUUAUUCUCCACAUUUUCUGCAUCAGAACCAAACUAUGAUGGCUUUAGCAUUGAUUUUAUUCACAGGGACUCCUUAAUCUCUUCUCUGCAAAACUCAACAGCAAGUUACAGCAGCCUCAUAAAUAGAGCCUUACAGCGCUCCAAGAGGCGUGCUGAUUAUUUGGCAUCGGGUACUCCCACUGCCGACCUGAUAGCUUCCAGUGGAGAGUUUCUAGUGAAACUAUCCGUUGGUACACCGCCAGUUGAGGUAAGCGUCCUUCUCGAUACAACUAGUGUUCUUUCAUGGACGCAGUGUGCGCCAUGUGACCAUUGCUUCCCCCAGAAGCAGCCUCUCUUCACGACCAAGAAAUCCUCAACUUACAAAGUGGUGGCUGGUAAUUCCAAGCCCUGCAAGUUGCUUGGAGGGACGCCUUCGACUUCAGGAGACAACUCGUGCAGGUACUCCUUGUUUUAUCCGCAGAGGUACCACUCCCGUGGGGUCAUCUCCUCGGACACAUUCACCAUGAAAACCACCUCAGGUAUGCCAAUGUCUCUUCCAAACAUGGUUUUUGGGUGUGGUCACGAUAAUUAUGCCGAGUUCAAAGGGGAUACAUCUGGAGUAGUCGGGCUAGGGGUCGGACCGAGCUCCCUCGUCACCCAAAUGAACUCUGUGAUUGGUGGUAAGUUCUCUUAUUGCUUAGUCCCGAGCAAUGCCAAGCCCAGCAAAAUGCAUUUUGGCAGCAGAGCUGCAGUAACUGGUGCUGCAGUAGUCUCCACUGCUAUGCACGUUUUCAAGAAUUCUUAUGCUCUCAGCUUAAAAGGAAUAAGUGUUGGGAAUACGAGGCUGGCGGCAGCCACUCUCUCCAAUUCCUCCAACAUCUUAGGUUUCUUCAAUCAAAGAAUGAUCGUCGACACCGGAACCAUAGCCACACAUCUUCCUACGAAGCUCUACAACUCCUUAGAAGCAGCAAUGAGGAAACAAAUGAAAGUGGAUGUUGUUGCUGAUCCGGAGAGGUUGCUGCGGUUGUGUUACAAGACGGCAGACGGCGGAAUCCGAGGGCCUAUCGUUACGCUGCACUUUGUUGGUGCGAAUGUGAAGUUGUAUCCCAUAAACACAUUCCUUAAAGUUUCCAAGAAUGUUGAUUGCCUUGCUUUUGAGCCUGAUAAAAGGGUAGCCACUCUUGGUAAUUUGGCACAAAUCAAUUUCUUUGUGGGCUUCGACCUUGAGAGGAAGCUCGUCUCCUUCAAGCGAACUGAUUGCACCAACCAGUAGUAGAAAAGAGUGUAAAAUUUGUGAUUGUCUGCUUAUUGCAACUUGGUAUUUUAUGUUUUACUUUGUGAAUGUUGUUUGGUGCUUUAUAAUAAUGCCAUGUUAUGAUGUCGGUAAAGUAAUAGAAAAGAGUGUAAAAUUAAGUA